UGGAGAUGGGUCUCGGUAUGUUGCACAGGCUGGUCUUGAACUCCUGGCCUCAAGCUAUCCUCCUGCCUCCCUAAGUGUUGGGAUUACAGGCAUGAGUCACUGCACCCAGACUGCCUUCAAUCUUUUUGAGUAGGGAAGAUAUAUGAUACCUGCUUUAGAAAGAUAAUACAAAGUGGGGAGAGGAUGAAGUGUGUGAUGGCGGUCUGCAAGACUGCUACAGAGUUUACGGGCUAGGGCUAGGAGUUAGGUUGUGAGGCGGUUGCCUGAGGAUAGAGUGUGAUAGAGAUUUAAAAAAAAAAAUAACAGGAGGAAAAUAACAGACGAGGAGAUUUAGUUUGUCGAGUACCUGUUAUGUGCCAGAUACUGUGCUAAGAACCUAGGAUUGACAGAGAUGGAGACAGGGCUGUAAACAUGGCUGAGAAAGGGUACCUACUUUCCAGAAGUUUGCAGGUAAGAAGGGAAAUGAACAUGUAAGUAACUAAUAAAAUCCAGUAUGAGAUACACAGUAGUAGACAUAUAAACAAAUUAGAGAAGUAUGUUGGAGGAGGUAACCAACACUGUUGGAAGACAGGGUGGUGAUCAGGGAAGUCUAUCUAGGAAGCUUACAUAAAAUUACAGAAGAGGAAUACAGUUAAACAUAAGCUUCUCUGUCCUUCAGUUGCUCAGGUAUCCUUCACAAGAUAGGAUAUGAACAGAGAUGUUAAAGAUUAGUAGCUGUUUUAGAAGCUGACUAGUUACUUUUGUUGAGAAAUAUAGUGGAGAUGUAAAUCUUGGCUCUGCUACUUAACUGGUUCUGUGGUUUUGUAUUUUUUGACAGACUCUCUCAGUCUGUGAAAAGGAAAUAAUAGUGCCAACCUCAUAAGACUAAAUUACAUAACUCACUUAAAGCACUUAUUAGAGUACCUGGUGUGAAGCAAACUCAAGGUAGCUUGAUGCUGCUCUGAAAAAAGAUGCCUGGUGCACAGCAAACUCGUGUCUUCUUGCUGCUGCUGUUGCUGCUGGCUGCUGCCACUGCUGCUGCUGGAGGAAGCUCAGCAUAAAGUUUUGUGGGAGGAAUGUGUCUGGAGAUGAUCAUGAAGGGACUUCUAAUGCUAAUGGGUGUUACCUUUUAUCUUUCAGGUGCUAGUUUUAAGCAAGGGAAUUAUAUGGUUGGAUUUGCUUUUUAGGUGGGUUAUCUGAGGGUAAUAUGGAAAAUAGAUCUGAGACUGACUUCUAGAGAUCAGUUGGGUUAUUGUAAUAAUAAAUUGAGGGUUUAAUCUGUGUGGUGGGGUUGUAGAGGAAAGUAGACAGAUUUGUUAACUAAUUAGGACUUAAUUUUUUACAUGAAAUCUGUCUUUAUUUCCUUGAUUAGGAAGUAGGAGUAGUAAGCACGUAAAGGUAGUUGUUGAGAGAAUGUUAAGAAUGACUCCCUAGCUUUUGUCUUAGAAGAUUAAAUGGAUAGUGAUGUGACUAAAUACAUCAGAAAAUACCAGAAGAGGAUUUUUUUUUUUUUAAGAGAUAGGGCCUCACUUUGUUGCCCAGGCUGGAGUGCAGUUGUGUGAUCAUAGCUCACUGCAGCCUCAAAUUCCUGGGCUCAAGGGAUCCUCCUGCCUCAGCCUCCCAAAGUACUGGGAUUACAGUUGUGAGCCAUCACACCUGGCCAGGAAGUGGAUCUUUAAAGAAGAUGAUGAUGAGAACAGUGUUUGAGCUGCUAGGGGAAUCCCAGAAAAUUAAUAGCAAAGGCUUUGACUAAAAAUAAAUGGGAUUUAGGAGAGUAGGGCUGAAGGUAGAUUUUGGAGUGGUCAGAAGGUUAAGUUGUUAAAGCCAUGGGAAUUGAUAGGAUCACCCAAGUAUGUAAUGUAACAAAAACAAAGAGGGCCUAGGGUGGACACCUGAAACACCAUAUUUAAAGGACAUAUAGAAGGAGGGAAUUCGUCUGAGAUUCUUUUCAUGUACUUAUGAAUUUUUUAAAACAAUUUCUUCUUGUUACAUAAUCAUCUAAGAUUCUAUAAAAGAAUGGUCAGAGAAUUAGAAGGCAGAUCCUAGGUGUUUUCAGAAGCCAAGGAAGUCAGUUCAAAGGAGGACUGCUAAGUCUCCACUGGUUUGUCAUUUGGGGGGUUAAUUAGUCCUUGUGAUAGCAGUUUCCUUAAAAUUGGGGUGAUAGCAGGUGCAGUGUGUCAAAGAGAGGAAAGAUUUCUUGAAGUGGAAUUAUGGAUCACAAGAAGGGUUACAUGGGAAUUGGUCUUUCUGCUCAAGGUGUGAACAUGAAUAGACUACCAGGUUGGGAUAAGCAUUCAUAUGGUUACCAUGGGGAUGAUGGACAUUCGUUUUGUUCUUCUGGAACUGGACAACCUUAUGGACCAACUUUCACUACUGGUGAUGUCAUUGGCUGUUGUGUUAAUCUUAUCAACAAUACCUGCUUUUACACCAAGAAUGGACAUAGUUUAGGUAUUGCUUUCACUGACCUACCGCCAAAUUUGUAUCCUACUGUGGGGCUUCAAACACCAGGAGAAGUGGUCGAUGCCAAUUUUGGGCAACAUCCUUUCGUGUUUGAUAUAGAAGACUAUAUGCGGGAGUGGAGAACCAAAAUCCAGGCACAGAUAGAUCGAUUUCCUAUCGGAGAUCGAGAAGGAGAAUGGCAGACCAUGAUACAAAAAAUGGUUUCAUCUUAUUUAGUCCACCAUGGGUACUGUGCCACAGCAGAGGCCUUUGCCAGAUCUACAGACCAGACCGUUCUAGAAGAAUUAGCUUCCAUUAAGAAUAGACAAAGAAUUCAGAAAUUGGUAUUAGCAGGAAGAAUGGGAGAAGCCAUUGAAACAACACAACAGUUAUACCCAAGUUUACUUGAAAGAAAUCCUAAUCUCCUUUUCACAUUAAAAGUGCGUCAGUUUAUAGAAAUGGUGAAUGGUACAGAUAGUGAAGUACGAUGUUUGGGAGGCCGAAGUCCAAAGUCUCAAGACAGUUAUCCUGUUAGUCCUCGACCUUUUAGUAGUCCAAGUAUGAGCCCCAGCCAUGGAAUGAAUAUCCACAAUUUAGCAUCAGGCAAAGGAAGCACCGCACAUUUUUCAGGUUUUGAAAGUUGUAGUAAUGGUGUAAUAUCAAAUAAAGCACAUCAAUCAUAUUGCCAUAGUAAUAAACACCAGUCAUCCAACUUGAAUGUACCAGAACUAAACAGUAUAAAUAUGUCAAGAUCACAGCAAGUUAAUAACUUCACCAGUAAUGAUGUAGACAUGGAAACAGAUCACUACUCCAAUGGAGUUGGAGAAACUUCAUCCAAUGGUUUCCUAAAUGGUAGCUCUAAACAUGACCACGAAAUGGAAGAUUGUGACACCGAAAUGGAAGUUGAUUCAAGUCAGUUGAGACGCCAGUUGUGUGGAGGAAGUCAGGCCGCCAUAGAAAGAAUGAUCCACUUUGGACGAGAGCUGCAAGCAAUGAGUGAACAGCUAAGGAGAGACUGUGGCAAGAACACUGCAAACAAAAAAAUGUUGAAGGAUGCAUUCAGUCUACUAGCAUAUUCAGAUCCCUGGAACAGCCCAGUUGGAAAUCAGCUUGACCCGAUUCAGAGAGAACCUGUGUGCUCAGCUCUUAACAGUGCAAUAUUAGAAACCCACAAUCUGCCAAAGCAACCUCCACUUGCCCUAGCAAUGGGACAGGCCACACAAUGUCUAGGACUGAUGGCUCGAUCAGGAAUUGGAUCCUGCGCAUUUGCCACAGUGGAAGACUACCUACAUUAGCUAUGCAUUUCAAGAGCUCACACUUAUAUUGUGGCAUAUAGUCAACAUGGAAGUAGACCAGCUCUGCUGAUUUGAAAUUUAGAUUUUUUAAAUUAUGUACUGGGGACAGGUUUUUGUCGCUUUACAUUGCUUCCUAGUUUACAGCAUGAUGCAAAUGAUUUUCUAACUUAGUGUUAGGAGAAAUUAUUUUCCAUCUUUAACCUCUUAGUUGUCUAAGAGUUAAAUAUUACUGAAUUUCAGACGUUCAAAUUGAUCAUCACAAAUCCUUUAAAACAAUUACCUAAAAGAAACCAAAAAUCCUGCCUUCUUUGUGGGGGAGGGGGGAGAGAGGGGAAGGAAAUGGAACAAGUUGUGUUUGUGUUAGCAUGUGGGUGAUGUAAACUUCAAAUUGGGAGAUGUUCCGACCCCCACUCCCAUAUAAGCAUUCAAUCAGUGUAACUUGCAAAAUGCAUAAACAUCCGACAGUUUGAAUUUAUAGUGUUGAUGGAAGAAAUCAUUUUUAAUGUGUACUGUAAAACUUGAAAUACUCAGGAGCUGAGUGAAUAUGUUUGUUGCUACUUACAAUCCCGACCUGUUAGUCCCAGUAGUUUUGUUUUAACAUGGUCUUUUUCAACUUUGUUUCCUGUUUAACUACAGAUGACUUCUGUUGUAGACUCACAAGUUUAACUGUUGUAUUAUAACAGUAUUACAUGUCAACGGUGUGGUUAUGACCUUUAUUUAUAUAAAAACCAAAUAUUUAGUCAAUUUACCGUGUCUUAAUUUAAUCUUUGUACACCUUCCAUUUUUAAGUGCUUAAAUGAGUACUAUAUUGCAAUAAAAUGUAGUGAUAUAAUUAACCAGCCAUUAAAAAUUUACUUCUACAGA
Molecule: messenger RNA, 4577 nt
Organism: Homo sapiens (human)
Lineage: Eukaryota; Metazoa; Chordata; Mammalia; Primates; Hominidae
Gene: RANBP9
Product: RAN binding protein 9
Exons: 14
Coding region: 2190-3713 (507 amino acids)
Cellular component (GO): cytoplasm; plasma membrane; nucleus
Source: RefSeq, a predicted model, not a curated record